GAGAGUCAAUGACGAGAGACUGGGACAUCUUCCUCGUGUGAUAUGACUUUCAUAUAGCUAUAGGUAGCUGACCGUUAUUGAUAGCUGUACUGGUACAUGUUUGUCUUGGUGAUUUAGACAACGGUUUCAGGAAAUCGAUUGACUACAUGUACACGACACGCGACUAUUUAAGCGUGGAACCACGUGUGUGAUCUAACUUGGGAUAUCGAUCAAUCUAGGCACAGAGCUGAAUGGUCAGGUUUGAUGGAGACACAACGUCAAGACAUAGUGGUAUAGCGUACAUUAUGUAUACCGCGUUAUAUCGAAGGAAGCCUGGACAGUCAUCCCUUGCAUCUAACCUUCCCAUCAGCCACACAAUCAAUACAAGGGCUCCUCAGCAUCCUAAAGAUAAUGUGAAUGAAACUUCUACGAACGAAAAAGGAACCCGGUUGCAUAUUGUCUCUGAGAAGACUGCUGUGGAAUCCAGGACUGAAGAUGUGGUCAAAACUAGAUCCACCAUUAGCAGAAAGACAUCUGAACUGAAGUCACGACGACAAGAUGGCAGACAUGCAGGAAGACCUGGAACCAGUCAUCGACACAGAGAUCACCCAAGGCCUCAUGGGAAGACAUCAGCAACCGAUGAAGUAAUACGUGGGAAUGUGACAGUGGAAUGUCCGUCCACAGCCAAAAUUGUCCGGAUCUUCACAAGCAGCACGUUUACAGACACCUGGCACGAGCGGAAUGCCCUGAUGGAGAGUGCGUACCCCGCCCUGAAAGAGGUGUGUCAGCAGCAGGGGUAUGAGUUCCAGGUGGUGGACAUGAGAUGGGGGGUCAGGGAUGACGCCACGGACGACCACAUGGGGACAGAACUUUGUCUGAGAGAAAUUGAUCUCUGCAAGAAAUUGUCUACCGGGCCUAGUUUUGUUACAUUUUUAAGUCACAAGUAUGGUUACCGUGACUUCCCAAACAAAAUCGAAGCAACUGAAUUUGACAAACUGUUUGCUGCUGUGGAAGAGGAAGAAGCAUUAAUGCUCCUUAAGACUUGGUUCAAGAGGGAUGACAAUACUGUGCCCCCGACGUAUUUCCUUCAACCAAUCAGCUCCAUUCUACCCGACUUCCGAGAUGAGAAUGAGGAAAAGCGGAAGUCCGCGAAAACAGCUUGGUACGAUCAGAAUGCAAUCAUGCAGAAAGCCCUUGUGAAAGCAGCCAACCAGAAACUUGAUACAAAGGCAGCUCAUCGCUACGUCAUGUCUGUGACCGAGGCAGAAAUCACACGAGGGAUAGUGGAGUCCGAAGAUAGGUUGUCCAGCUGUUUGUGGUUUCACCGACACAUUGAUGCCAUAGAUAAACAGGAACCAGGCUACAUUCUAAGCAGAUAUAAGGAAUGCCUUGGACCUGAGGAGAGAGUCAAAGAAUCUCAGGUUCUCUUGGCUGAUCUACGGGACAAAAGACUUCCGAUCUUGUUGUCAUCUGAGAAUCACAAAACAUACAACAUCGAAUGGACAGACAGUGGGGUAGAUCCUACAAAGAGUAAAAGACACGAGGCCUACAUCAAACAGCUGUGUCAUGAUUUCACGGAGGACAUUUCAAAGAAAGUGAUGCAAGCCAUUGAGGAUAGGAAGAGAACAGACUUGGCCAACCCUUUGUAUGGAGAGAUUGUCGAACAUACAGUCUUUUGUCAGGCGAAAUGCAAAGCUUUUCAUGGACGACAGGACACGCUAGACCUCAUAACGAAAUACCUUCAAGGAACUUCUAGAACUCCUUUCAUUGUGCACGGACCUUCAGGCUGUGGGAAGACAUCCAUUGUUGCCAUGGCAGCUACAUUAGCACUGCAAUGCUUCAACAGCAAGGCUGGGAUUGUCAUAAGAUUCAUUGGAACUACACCUGACAGUUCAACCAUAGGUGCAUUGUUGUCCAGUGUGACGUCACAGAUAUGGAGGAUUUAUGGUGACGAUGAAGACCAGGAGCUGCCUGCUGAUAUCAAAGAGCUUGCCAAAAUAUUCCAAGAGGCUCUUAAUAUGGCCAACAGUAAUGAGCCUUUGGUUCUACUACUUGACUCACUUGAUCAGUUUGACCCAUCUGGGGGUGCUCGGCAACUGUUCUGGCUUCCUAAACAACUCCCUGACAAUGUGAAGAUAAUAUUGUCCACAUUACCAGAACCCCAGUAUGAGAGUUUUCCUCGAUUACAGGAAAUGUAUUCUGAAAGGAACAAUUUCCUGAAGGUACCAAAACUCGCAGACAAAGACGUCGAGGGCAUUCUUACCAAAUGGUUAAAUGUAAGUCGUCGUGAUCUGACUGAUCAACAGAGGCAAACCGUCCUUAGGGCUUUUCAGAAGUGUCCACUCCCUUUGUUCCUGAAACUGUCAUUUGAUGAGGCAUGUCGUUGGUCGUCCUUUGCAUCCCAGUCAGAGACAACUCUCCAACCAUCUAUUCGAGGAAGUAUCAAUGCCCUGUUUUCCAGAGUUGAAGGACUACAUGGAAAAAUCUUUGUGUCAAGAGCUCUAGCAUAUCUCACAUUGAGUAAAACAGGCCUAACGGAGAGUGAGUUGGAGGACAUCCUGUCAUGUGACGAUGACGUACUCAAUGACGUGUACAUGUACUGGACGCCCCCUGUCAGGCGACUUCCGCCUCUUCUCCUGGUCAGGCUGAAGGCAGACCUGGGUCAGUACUUGGUGGACAGAGGCGCGGAUGGCGUGAGAGUCUUCUUCUGGUAUCACAGACAGUUCAUAGAGGCUGCCACAGACAGAUAUUGCUCUGAUCCUCAAUUGAACCAAGUAUUGCAUGGAGCUUUAGCAGAUUUCUUUGCUGGAACUUGGGCAAAUGGUAAGGCCAAAGCGUAUCUUGACAAGAAGGGUAACACAGAAACUGCUGACCGAAGGGCUGCAUCACAGCCUGACAAAUUCAAGACUGGUUAUAAUUUGAGAAAACUGAACAACCUGCCUUACCAGCGGACAGAAGCAAAGCAGCUGAGUCAGCUAAAGCAAGAGUGUUUGUUGAACUUUGCUUUCCUCCUGUCAAAACUGCAAGCAUCGGGUUUAAGGCCUAUCUUAGAGGACUUCAUUGCCGCCAGACAUGUGUACCCAGGGGACCAUGAACUAAAGACUGUGGGAGAGAGUCUUCAGUUAUCACAAGAUGCUCUUGUAUCAUAUCCCAACGAGCUCCCGUCUCAGCUGCUGGGCAGGAUCAAACAAUGGGAUGGCCUGGAGGAUCUCCUGGCCGGUUGUAGGAAUGCACCAAACUACUUCCUUGAGCCUGACAGACCAGUCUUAACAGAGCCCGGUGGACAGCUGGUGAACUGUCUUGCUGGACACAAAAAAGAAGUGUAUGGUAUUGAUAUGACCAAUGACUCUGGCUUUAUUGUGACAUGUGCCUAUGACAGGUCGGUGAAAGUCUGGGACGUUGCCAGUGGAAAACUGGUUCGGUCAAUGGAUGAUGUUGGGGAAGACCCGGAGAAGGUCCUACUAUGCUGUGAUGACUCUGUAAUAAUUGUUCACCCAGAUGAACAUAUACUUGGUUAUGACUUCAAAACAGGUGCCCUGCUGUACGACAUACACACAGAAGAAGGAAGACUUCUGUUCUGUGUGGGAGGAAAGGGGAACAGUAUCAUUGGAACCUUUCACGAAAAGUCAGUGUCACUUUAUGCUGCCGACACGGGGACACUCCUAGAAACUGUGGUGUGUACUCUGCUUGGAAAAAAACAGGAAUUCACAAGCAAUACUGUCUGUGCUGGUAGUAUACGCUAUAUGGCUGUUGUCGAUGAUGACCAGUACUGGGUAUUUAUUCUUGACUUGGAGACAUCACAAUUCAUUCGAAAGAAAAAGAUCUUCGAGAAAUUCAAAGAUGAAGAUGGUGAUGAUGAACAGUACACAAUUGAAGCUCUUGUUCUUUCUCUCAGCGGACACCGACUCUACCUUUCAGAAAUGUAUAAAAACGACCUUCAAGUAUACAUCACAGAUACAAUGGAGCAGGAAUGUGUCUAUCCAGGUAAAGAUAGAGACUCCUCUGAGAGGUUCAAGCUUACGAAAGAUGGGAAAACUCUGUACUUUCCCAACAGUGACCAUGUCGUUUUAUGGGACUUACACACUGGAAAACGAUCUACAGUUCUUCAGCAAGGCCUAAGCAUGACCGAUGUGGUGAUGAAGGACAUGACAACAGCUGUGUCCUACAGCGAUGACAGGGUGGUUCGAAUCUGGGAUUUAACCAGGGAGGCAAAGUCUCACAGUGACGGGCAAGAAAGCGAGGAAGACAUUGUAGACUCAAAGUCCCUUGUGGGCGAUGAUGAAGCUGAUACUGGAAAAGAGCUUACAGAUGCAAAGGAGGAGGAAAAGAAAGCAAAGCCCAUAGAAAUCAAGCGUUUGAUGACGCUGCCAAACCCACGAUAUGUUCUGCUGAAAGCCAGUCGCACCAUGACGAAAUAUCUUCAAAUUUACGAUCUGCCACUUAAGAAGGUAGUCAGACACAUCAAAGUGGAUCUCUCGCCUUCAAAAAUUAUCCCCCUUGACGACAGUAUGCAAGUCCUGGUACGCGUUAGAAGACGACUGAAGGUCGUAGACCUAUCAUCUGGAACUCUACUGAGAACGUUCGAAGGGAAAAUGUCAGAGAACAGUUCAGAUUUCACUCUAGUAUCAGACAAGAAAGAAGUUGCAUGUCCCACACGAGGACGCAAGGGAAUCAAGCUGUAUGACCUUGAAACUGGAAAGACACUGGCCGUAAUGGAGGCAAAAAUCACAAAGAAAUUUGAUGACCUGAAGGCUAGCGAGAAGGGCACAGUCCUGAUAGCAUCUACAGAUGACGGGCCUUGCUACGUGUUCGACGUACUGACACGUACCUGUUUGCAUGCAAUCAAUCCUGUACAACUCAACUGCGAUGACAUUUACAUCAACGACGCCGUUGUCACCAAUGAUGGUGCCUAUUUUGUGUGCCAAGCAAACACAGUUCCCCAAAAGGCACCUGAAGAAAGUAACACGGAGUAUAUACCACUUUGCUGGGACAUACAGAACAACUGUUUUCACAAGGAAUUAGUUGAUUAUGAAUACUACCUUAAAUACGCCAAGGAUAGUGGCAACGACGACACCGGUGUAGAUGUUUUCCAACUGCUUGAUUACAGGACAAUCAUCUGUAACCAUAAUGAUGCAUAUAUUCGAGUGUUCGAUCUGAAUACAGGAGAAAUGAAGAAGAGGAUUGAGGGACACCUCAGUGCUGAGCUUUCAGUAGUCAAAGCUGGACCUUACUUCAUGUCCCAUGGCACCUAUAGUGAAGACAAUGUGUUCAAGAUGAUUGACAGGACCACAUUUGAGACCAUAGCCACUUUUUCCCCGGAUUAUGACAUACGAGAUUUAGCUCUCACGGAAGAUGGCUACCAUGCCGUUGGUUACUUCAGAGAGUUCAACAAACCAGUGCUGUGGAGUCUGGUGGGAGGGCCUGAAGAUGACCAACACAGAAAGACGUACAAGCCUUUGUCCAGUUACCCUGACAUAUAUGGAGCGGACACGGUUCAACUACAACUACAACUGCAAAAGGACACGGAUAAGGAGGAAGACCCGGAUGACCUUGACAAAGACAUCGACGAGGUGGAUAGUGACACCGAGGAUGACAAUGAUGACUCCCCAGACAAGAAGGAUCUUGACGCAAUGUCGUCUAUCUCAGGUUUGUCUGAUUUGGACCUAAAAUCAGGUUGGUCAGAUUUGGACUUGGAUGCUGAUGACUCAUGGGACGAAAUGGAAAAGCCAGAGAAAAAGACAUCAGCCUGAAUAUCUGACUCAAACUGCUGACAAGCUCUAACAAUACAAAAACAGUUACAAUGUUAAUACUGCAAUGUUACAAACCGGAACUUGUUAUAGAGUGUAUAUCAGUUGGGGUGUAUGUCAGAGUUCAUAUCAUGUUCUCUAAACACGAGAGAAGAAUGAUCAAUAUCGCGUUUCCGAUGUUUGUAAGAUUCCUUUAAGAAUUAUACAAAUAGGUUAUAAAGUCCAACCUACAUGAAUGUGGGAAUCCAUUAUUAUGACUCCUGACGACUGUAGUGUACAGAAAUAUUAGAAAUAUCCAUUGACAUCAGAAAUUUGUAAAUUCAUUCCGUUUGUUCCAAUUCAGAGUUGUGAUCCAUCAGUCCUGUGCUUAUUCAUUUCAAAAGGUUUGUAGUUUAUUGCUGUCGUUAGAACUGUUUAUGUAUUACAAGACAGUAAUAACUAUAUGUAAACAUGCCUUUGUCACUUGUACAGAGGGGAGGUAGGGUAGCCUAGUGGUUAAAGCGUUCGCUCGUCACACCGAAGACCCGGGUUCGAUUCCCGACAUGGGUACAAUCUGUGAAGCCCAUUUCUGGUGUCCCCCGCCGUGAUAUUGCUGGAAUAUUGCUAAAAGCGGCGUAAAACCAUACUCACGCACUCACUUAAUUUAAGAGACUUCCGUAUUCUUGUCUAAAGUAGAAACUGACAAAUAAUCAGGAACAUGAUAUAACUGCCUGUAUACUUCUCCCUGAAUAUAGAAGCUAUAUUUUGCUACAUUAUCGAUGUGUAUUAUUCGUGAAUUGAUUGUUUUCAGGUUCAUAUUCAUCAUAUCGCUCACCAAAAAAGACUGUGAUACAUGUCUCUUUACAUUAUAUUUUACGUCAGGAAUAAAAUCAUUGA
Messenger RNA from Haliotis rufescens (red abalone), 6602 nucleotides. RefSeq names its product NACHT domain- and WD repeat-containing protein 1-like. The transcript is spliced from 27 exons. NCBI's taxonomy places the organism in Eukaryota, Metazoa, Mollusca, Gastropoda, Lepetellida, Haliotidae. The record is from RefSeq and is a predicted model, not a curated record. Gene Ontology annotation, molecular function: protein binding; ATP hydrolysis activity. The coding region runs from base 231 to 5729 and encodes 1832 amino acids.